Malurus melanocephalus (red-backed fairy wren) is the source of this 735-nucleotide messenger RNA. RefSeq names its product pancreatic progenitor cell differentiation and proliferation factor (gene PPDPF). Gene Ontology annotation, biological process: multicellular organism development; cell differentiation. The record is from RefSeq and is a predicted model, not a curated record. The coding region runs from base 156 to 494 and encodes 112 amino acids. Lineage: Eukaryota; Metazoa; Chordata; Aves; Passeriformes; Maluridae. The transcript is spliced from 5 exons.
UCGGGGGGUUUUCGGCAGCGCCGCGGCUCAGGCCGUGCGGUGCGAGCGAUCGGCGACCCCCGCCCCGGACCCCCCUGCCCUGCCCGCCCGCCGGAGCCGCCGGAGCCCGCACACAGCCCAGGUUUAGAUCUGCACCAGAACCAAGAUCAGGAACCAUGGCAUCCAUCCCAUCCAGCGGCUCGCUCAUGGCCACGCACAACUAUCGCAGAAGGCGCCUGAGCUCCACAUCCAGCACCAGCUCCUGCAGCUCAGAGUACUCUGGGGAGGUCAUCCCCCACGGCCCGGAUCUGCCCAAGGCUGACCCUGGCCAGUGGUGGGCCAGCUUCUUCUUUGGGAAGACUGCUCACCCGGCCAUGACAACCGUGUCAGAGUCCCAGGAGAGCCUGGGAGCUCUGCGGGUGGCCACUGGACCGAUGGCCUGUGCCCUGGUGGCAGCCCCGGGCGCGGGGCGGAGGCGCCACGCCAGCGAGUCCAGCUCAGGACCCUCGGUGUGAGCGGGUCGGCGGCUGCUCCUCCCCACCCCGGCGGGCACUGCCCCUCCCCUGUAGAGUAGCUGGCUGCUCCAAGGACAAGGUGCUGCUUUCUGAUGGAAAAGUUCAGCCACCCCGACGAUUCCACUCCAGCCUUUUUACUCUCCCGGUGUAACUAAGCCCUUUCAAAGCAGACUUGGUAACACGUUUUUAUUACCUUSAACUCGUGCAAUGGUGACCAAUAAACUGGAGCAGCCUUUUAAAA